This is a messenger RNA of Talaromyces stipitatus ATCC 10500, 1731 nucleotides long. Its product is annotated as glycerol kinase, putative. Bases 1 to 1731 code for a protein of 576 amino acids. The record is from RefSeq and is a predicted model, not a curated record. NCBI's taxonomy places the organism in Eukaryota, Fungi, Ascomycota, Eurotiomycetes, Eurotiales, Trichocomaceae. Gene Ontology annotation, biological process: triglyceride metabolic process; glycerol metabolic process; glycerol-3-phosphate biosynthetic process. The transcript has 4 exons. Gene Ontology annotation, molecular function: glycerol kinase activity. Gene Ontology annotation, cellular component: mitochondrion.
AUGCCGGGUUUAACUGAGUCUUUCGUUGGCUCAAUAGAUCAGGGAACAACAAGCACCCGGUUUCUGAUCUUCAACAGAGACGGUGAGCCUGUUGCAUCACAUCAAGUGGAAUUUGAACAAAUAUACCCAAACCCAGGAUGGCACGAACACGAUCCCCUCGAGCUCGUUUCGUCAGUCGAGACAUGCAUUGAAGAAGCAGUUAAAAAAUUCGAAGAGAUCGGGCACACUCGAGAGUCCAUAAAGGCAAUCGGAAUAACCAACCAGAGGGAAACAACGGUGCUAUGGGACUCCGAGACUGGAGAGCCUCUGCACAAUGCAAUUGUGUGGACAGACACUCGGUCACAAACUAUUGUGAGGGAGCUAAGAUCCAGGAAGGGUGCCGAAGAUUUGCAACAAAUCUGUGGUUUACCUCUCUCGACAUAUCCAUCUUCGACGAAACUGCUAUGGAUGGUCAAGAAUGUACCGAAGGUCAAAGAGGCAUAUGAUAAGGGGCGGCUUGCGUUCGGUACUGUCGACUCAUGGCUGGUAUAUAAGUUGAAUGGCGGACCAGCAGCUAAUGUAUUUGUUUCCGAUCCAACGAACGCAUCGAGAACGAUGUUUAUGAAUUUAGCAACUCUCGAAUACGAUGAUCGCCUUCUAGACUUCUUUGGGGUCAAAGGAAAGAUACAUCUACCUCGAAUCGUGCCUUCGUCAGACAGAAAAUCGUACGGAAAUAUUUCUUCCGGUAUCCUUGAAGGAGUCCCAAUCAUGGGAUGCCUAGGAGAUCAAUCUUCCGCCUUGGUAGGUCAAAAGGGGUUUUAUCCCGGUUUGGCAAAGAACACAUAUGGAACAGGCUGCUUUCUCCUAUACAACGUCGGGGAGAAGCCCGUGAUAUCAAAGCACGGCUUGCUGGCAACCGUCGCAUUCCAGUUCGACGGCAAACCUGUCUAUGCUCUGGAAGGUAGCAUUGCCGUAGGGGGUUCAGGGGUCAGAUUCCUGCAGAAUAACCUCAGCCUGUUCAAAGAAUCCAAGGAUAUCAAUGAAUUGGCAGCAACUGUGGAAGACAACGGUGGCUGCAUCUUUGUGACGGCUUUUAGUGGUCUGUUCGCUCCAUACUGGAUAGACGACGCUAAGGGGACGAUCUUUGGCAUCACACAAUACACACAAAAAGGCCACAUUGCUAGAGCGACGUUGGAAGCAACUUGCUACCAAACUAAAGCAAUAUUAGAUGCUAUGGAGAAAGAUAGUGGACAUGCGCUUUCAGAGCUUGCUGUUGACGGAGGCAUGAGUAACUCAGAUCUCGCGAUGCAGAUUCAAGCAGAUCUAGUAUCAAUCCCAGUAUACCGUCCCAAAAUGCGGGAAACCACUGCUCUUGGAGCCGCUAUUGCCGCUGGCUUAGCCCUAGGCCUUUGGCGCAACUUCACCGAGUUGAGAGACAUUAAUCGCGCUGGUGGUGCAGUCUUUGAACCUAGUGUACCUCCUGAGAAAAGCGCCGAGAUGUUUGCUCUCUGGGAAAAGGCAGUUCAAAUGUCGAAAGGAUGGGUGAAAAAGGAUAAUGAAAACAUAAAUGGAGUACACCAAAUUCGCAGACCGUCAGUCAUUGCUAAUGGCAAGCCUAAUGAACCAGUAUUCAUCACACAAUCCGUCUAUGAUGACUUGGAUGGAGCAGAUGAAGAAGAUCUGCUACUGGAACUACGCAAGAUUGAGAUUCAACAGCGUUUGAAGCGUUUGAGAAAAGAAUCGAAGUCAUAA